Messenger RNA from Cyprinodon variegatus (sheepshead minnow), 2003 nucleotides. RefSeq names its product T-box transcription factor TBX2-B-like. Gene Ontology annotation, biological process: cell fate specification; regulation of transcription by RNA polymerase II; positive regulation of DNA-templated transcription. The transcript has 7 exons. The record is from RefSeq and is a predicted model, not a curated record. Gene Ontology annotation, molecular function: DNA-binding transcription factor activity, RNA polymerase II-specific; RNA polymerase II cis-regulatory region sequence-specific DNA binding. The coding region runs from base 207 to 2003 and encodes 598 amino acids. Gene Ontology annotation, cellular component: nucleus. Lineage: Eukaryota; Metazoa; Chordata; Actinopteri; Cyprinodontiformes; Cyprinodontidae.
UUUGCAGUUUUAUUCGUUUAUUUGUUUGUUAUAGCUUUUUUUAAUAACUUUUACGUAUUUACGUAUAAUACCCGUGUGCGCCGUGCUCUGUUUACCGAUGGCGUUGACGUUUCACCGACAUAUACAGACUUUCAACACUUUCUGGUUACGCUACAAAAAGUUCAACGCUGAUUAAGAGGCUUCUGGUUUUUAUUCCUGCGGUUCUAAUGGCUUACUAUCCUUACCAAGUUCAGGGAGCAGCGUUCCCUGAUGCCCUGUCGGAGCGGAGAGCUGCUGACGCACGGCUGCGCGCAGCUGCGGGGCUCCGGAGUCGGCCAGUGCGUCCUCGCACCAUAAAUGUUGUUGAAGGACCCGAACAAUGGAUGGAUGACGAUCCCAAUGUCACACUGGAAUCAAAGGAUCUUUGGAGUGAAUUUUACAAGAUGGGGACUGAGAUGGUUAUCACAAAAUCUGGGAGGAGGAUGUUUCCACCCUUCAAAAUCUGUGUGAGUGGGCUGAAGGAAAGCGCAAAAUACAUCCUGCUGAUGGACAUUGUCGCUGUUGACGAUUGCCGCUACAGGUUUCACAACUCCAGAUGGACAGCGGCCGGAAAAGCUGACCCGGAGAUGCCAAAGCGCAUGUACAUUCACCCAGACAGCCCGUCAAAAGGAGAGCAGUGGAUGAGCAAGCCUGUUGCUUUUCAUAAACUCAAACUCACCAACAACAUCUCAGAUAAGCAUGGAUUUACAAUCCUUAAUUCCAUGCAUAAGUACCAACCCAGGUUUCAUAUUGUGAGGGCUGAUGACAUUAUGAAGCUGCCAUACAGCACCUUUAGGACAUACGUUUUCCCAGAAACUGAGUUCAUUGCUGUCACUGCCUAUCAGAACGAAAAGAUAACUCAGCUGAAAAUUGACAACAAUCCCUUUGCCAAAGGGUUCAGAGAUACUGGGAAUGGCAGACGAGAGAGAAAGGGCAAACAGUUCAGUGCAACAGACCAGAACAGUGCUGAUUCUGAUGACUCAUCUGUCGAACCCAGUGCUAGUGAGCCGCUAACUUCUCCUCUGGAACUGGUCAGCAGCCCUCUGAUAUCCUCACAAACCUGUGAAAAUGCAAAGGAUACUGACGAUGAUUCAGAUAAUGACCUUGAAUAUAAUUAUGCUUUGAAAACCAGCCUUUCUAGGAAUGCAAGUGCAAUAAGGCUGAUGGAUGGAGAUGUGGACAUGUUCGGCCUCAGUAAAAGCAACAACAGUAACAUUGAAUUGAAGAAGAUGGGGAUUAGCAGAGGACAUUGUUACAAUCAGUACUCUUUGGAAUUAGGCUCUAAUGAAACCCAAAGGAAUGUAAUGGAAGAUGGAGGGCCUUCUUCAAUGUUACAAUCACAUAGCUCUGCCUGCCUCAGUACAUUUCAUCUCCCAACUUUGGAUUUCUCAAGUGUGAACCACCAACCAUCAGCCAUUAGCGUAGGAGCAUCUUUUCAGCAAGGACAGCUGAGAAUGACACCAGAGAGGUUUUCAUUUUCAGAUACAGGAUGUGGAUUUACCCCUUUGCUGGGAAGGAAUGAUUUUGAAAGAGGGUUCCAGUCAUCUCAAACUCUGCAGUCUUCAGCCCCAUUUUCUCUCUCACAGCCUACUUUGACAUCUCAGGGAGACUCUCUGUCACCUAUUGAUGGAAUGUCAUCCUAUUCAUACCGCUGUAUGGCUCCAGUAGGCGCAAGUAUUCCGGCUCUCCCCAUAUGUUCUGCCAGCCCAUCUCUUUCUGGAAUCCAUCAUCACAGAAACCUUCAGCCUUUGUUGAGAAUAAGUCCUUAUCAGAUCCCAGAAUCUUUCAAUGGUUGCCAACAUCUAACCAGCAGCCUGCCUGGAGGGUCACUAUCACAGCCUGAUCUGUCCAAAUCUGGGAGCAAAGACUGGAGAUUCCUGCCUGGGUGUUAUAAUUACAAAACGAAGGCCAGGCACAAGACUUUUGAAAUGGAACAAAACAUAAGGUUUGGGAUGUUACACAUGGAUAGCAACUGGAAUAAAUGA